Molecule: messenger RNA, 2355 nt
Organism: Maylandia zebra (zebra mbuna)
Lineage: Eukaryota; Metazoa; Chordata; Actinopteri; Cichliformes; Cichlidae
Gene: samm50l
Product: sorting and assembly machinery component 50 homolog, like
Biological process (GO): protein insertion into mitochondrial outer membrane; mitochondrial respiratory chain complex assembly
Cellular component (GO): outer membrane
Source: RefSeq, a predicted model, not a curated record
AUCCUUGAUUGAAGCUCUGUACAUUACAAGGUGUACACGAACGCAGCACUGAACUCCAGCAACUGUCAUGGCGUCUUCCUUGAAGGGGGUUUGGUACUGGAGAAAGUAGCUGCUGUCACUUACCAGUUUCUCCGUAUUAAAGCGCAGCUGACGUGGACUGAAGAGUUUUGGGGCGCCGGUAGUUAAAAUGGGGACCGUCCAUGCUAAGAGUCUGGAUCCACUCCCAAUGCAUGGCCGGGACUUGGAUGUCCACCCUGAAGAUUUCAUGGAGACUCCAGACCAAGGGCAAGACUCCAAACAGGAGAUCCUUGAAAACAAAGAUGUGGUUGUCCAGCAUGUGAACAUCCAGGGUCUGGGGAGAACCAAAGAGGAUCUGCUUGGCUAUGAGAUCUCUGAUGUUUUCCAUGCCAAAAAUCUCAUUGAUGUGAUGAAAAGAGCUCAUGUCGCUAGGCAGAGGCUGCUCCGCCUGGGAAUCUUCAAAGACGUCGAGGUUCUGAUCGACACAUCUGAAGGUACAGAUGCUCUGCCCAAUGGCCUGGAUGUAACUUUUGAGGUGACAGAGGUCAAGAGGCUGACAGGGAGCUACAAUACCAUGGUUGGCAACAAUGAAGGAAGCAUGGUUCUGGGUUUGAAGCUGCCCAACAUGUUGGGGCGAGCUGAGAAACUUACCUUCCAGUUCUCCUAUGGGACCAAGGAGACGUCCUAUGGCCUGUCUUUCUUUAAGCCCCAACCCGGACAUUUUGAACGCAACCUCACCCUCAACAUGUACAAAGUGACGGGCCAGUUUCCAUGGAGCUCCUUGAAAGAGACUGACAGAGGUGUAUCUGCAGAACUGAAUUUUCCUCUUGGCGUGACCAACCACACGCUGAAGUGGGAGGGUGUAUGGAGGGAGCUGGGCUGCCUGGCGCGCAGCGCUUCCUUUGCUGUGCGAGAGGAGAGUGGACACUCACUGAAGUCUGCUCUCUCUCACACUGUGUCAGUUGAUUCAAGGAACUCUGCCAUCUUUCCCAGCAGAGGUGCCUUACUUCGCAUCAACCAGGAGCUGGCUGGAUACACUGGAGGAGACGCCAGCUUCUUGAAGGAGGAUUUUGAGCUGCAGCUCAACAGACGGCUCUUCUGGGAUUCUGUUUUGUCUGCCUCUCUGUGGGGUGGGAUGCUGUAUCCCAUUGGAGGACAGCCGUCCUGCAUAGCUGACAGGUUUUACCUUGGAGGCCCAACUAGUGUACGAGGAUUUGGGAUGUACAGCAUCGGGCCACAGAGUGAAGGUGACUACCUGGGUGGAGAAGCAUACUGGGCAGGUGGUCUGCACCUCUACACUCCUCUACCAUUCAGACCAGGCAAGGGAGGCUUUGGAGACCUUUUUAGAACACAUUUCUUUCUCAACGCAGGAAAUCUCUGCAACCUCAGCUAUGGUGACGGUCCACGAGCACACCUUCAGAAGCUAGCUGAGUGUAUUCGCUGGUCGUACGGAGCGGGCAUCGUACUGCGGCUUGGAAACAUCGCCAGACUGGAACUCAACUACUGUGUGCCCAUGGGAGUUCAGAGUGGGGACAGGAUAUGUGACGGUGUCCAGUUUGGAGCUGGAAUUCGUUUCCUGUGACCUCAUCUGUCUGCCGCCCCGAGUCCUCCAGUCGCUGAUGUGAAAAGGGAAACGUUUUGUCAUUGUCACCUGUAACUUGUCGUAGACUGUGUAACACUAGCAUGGAUCCUGGAUAAAAAUGUGCCUGACCUUGCCAAACUCUUCUUUUACAUGCAACAAAAUGAUAGUUAGACAUUUUACAGAACUCAGCUGAUUGGUCAGUCAGACGCAACCUGAUAUAAAAUGUGUUUAGCAGCUCUGUAAAAUACCCAACACGGGUGAAAAAGCGUCUCAGCAGUCAUUGAUCGAUGAUUCCUCUUCCUGGUUUGUUUGCUUUUCCUUUGUUUGAGGUCAGCAGCACUGGCACCUUGUUUGUGGUAAAAUAAUCCAACCAAGUUGUUUCCCGUGACAACACAAAAUAAAGAAUUUCCAGAAUGUUUAAAGAUGUUCUGGGCAUGCAACAUGCCAUCUGCUUCUCCAGGAGCAUCACAUGUUAAUCAUUUAAUUUGACAGUUAAACAUACACCGCACGCUCUCUCCUGAGUUGGCGUGUUUGCUCGAAUUGUACUUGAUGGACUGCAGUAUAGAAACCAGCACUUUUUUUGAUCACAACGGUGGCGCGGGAAGGAAGCGAAGAGGAGCGGCGUUCCCGUGCUCAUCUGUCAGACGUGCAGAGGCGGGAACCCUCCCCCGAGCAGCAUCCACCAACAGUGCUCUUACCUCUUUUUGAUGUUGUUCAAGCUAUUCACAAAUAAAUCACAUCUGCUCCCUGCUUUC